UUUAUCCAGAUAGAUUGAACUCAUAAUGGAUCUGUUUUCUAGCAGUAAACGUAUUGUAGCUUAUGAUUCUUUGUGUCCUUCUCCAUGAAUCUAUCAGUCUAGCAGUGUGUCUUAGAAGGGAUAAAGAGACAAAGAGAGACAGAGAGCAACCAAAAAAGCAUUUUAAUUGAUUCCAGCACGCUUUUCCUCCAUGCUACAAAUAGUUUAUUAUGGGAGGACUUUGCUUGCUCUCGCCUUCUCUAACCCUCCUUCUUUUCUGUCCUUCUCCAGAAUGUCUUUGCCCAACUCAGAGAACACCUCCACCCUGGAGAACGCCAUGCAGCUCUUGAUCCAGACCUUCCAUAAGUACUCUGGAAACGAGGGGGACAAAUACACACUGAGCAGGGCUGAGCUCAAAGAGAUGCUCACCACAGAGCUCGGCAACUACCUCGGGAACGCCCAGGAUAAGGAGGCAGUGGAUAGGGUAAUGGGAGACCUGGAUUCCAACAAUGACGGAGAGGUAGAUUUCACUGAGUUCAUCAUCCUGGUCGGAGCUCUUACCGUGGCCUGUAACGACUUCUUCCUGGAGUUCAACGACAAGCCCACGAAGAAGUGAACACGCCCUCUGCACAAGGACGUCCACUCUGCAAAACCCCAAAAAAGCUCCAGGGAGGAAACAGUUCGGACAGGAGAAAAGGACAUCCUGUCAUGGACUUCACAUUCUCACUCUCACACAUUAAAUGAUAGUCACUAGAGCAGUACAUGUUGGGUGUGUGUGUAUUUGUCUGCAAUGUCCAAUCAAUCCAUUCCUAACAGUAUUUAUUGCAAUGUGAACAUCUGGAGAGUUUAAGUCCAUUUCAGCACCUGUCAUUGUUCAAUUCUUUUUUUCUGUUCAUGUAUUUUGUAACACAUUCAAAGCAAAGACAAACCUCCCUGGAAAGAAUAAAUGUGACUCAAACAUAACGCUGUGAGUUGUACUUAUUAUUACAGUAGAGAGGAUGAGUGUGAACACAUGAUGGACACCAGGGGGCAGCAAGUGGCCCUCAAUUGAGUCUGAUAGAGGGUUACUGCAUUGGGGUGGAUAGAUAUGGAGAUACAUCUAUGAAUCAUGGGCAAAGACAUAU
This is a messenger RNA of Trematomus bernacchii (emerald rockcod), 1103 nucleotides long. It is a transcript of the gene s100t, whose product is annotated as S100 calcium binding protein T. Gene Ontology annotation, molecular function: transition metal ion binding; calcium ion binding. NCBI's taxonomy places the organism in Eukaryota, Metazoa, Chordata, Actinopteri, Perciformes, Nototheniidae. The coding region runs from base 191 to 595 and encodes 134 amino acids. The record is from RefSeq and is a predicted model, not a curated record. The transcript is spliced from 2 exons.